Molecule: messenger RNA, 14492 nt
Organism: Amoebophrya sp. A25
Lineage: Eukaryota; Dinophyceae; Syndiniales; Amoebophryaceae
Source: the annotation of a GenBank genome assembly
AAAAGUGCUCGAAAAUUUAUUGCAACAUAUAUUUCUAACAGCAAAUUGAGACGGACGAGUCACUGUCAGUUGUGACUAUUCGAUUGUAUUGCUCCUUUUGUUUGACCUUCAAUGCGUUUGCCGUGAGCUCGGAUGAUGUUUUUGUCAUUUGAGCUGAAUGAUUAAGAACAUAUGAAAAUUGCGUGUGAAGAGAAACACUACUGACAGACUACAUUUGCAUUUGCUAUGUAUGAUAUCUUCUACUUAUAGAAUUGCAUGACGUGGCACACCUCAAAAAUAACCCUCUCAUUGCCGAAAGGCUAAAAAUUAAUAUUGUGACUCUAGCGCCGUUUGCCUACUUGCUUUAAGAAGCACUAUACAGAUCAUUGUUGGACAACAGAAAAAAGGACUAACCAAUAUAAUUCGAACGGUGCGGAGAAAGAAAUGGCAGCAGGCACAUAUGCGCUGCUACGCGUGUGUUGUUGUGGUGUUUUGACUUCUCAGUUUCGAUGAGGCGUACAACGCGACGUGUAACGCUGGUCGGGCUUGCGCUCAGCGGCGCAUCUUCCGCCUCAGCAGACUCGACGAGGAGUGGGAAACGCAGGGCCGCGACUAAAGGCGGUGAAAGGAAGCAGCCGCCUGCAUCUGCACAGCGACCGCCUGUGGUAGAUCAUGACGAGCUGCACGAUGGAGAGGCACACGCACAGCACCGGAGAGCGGAGGCUUUUGUGCCUGGUAGCGGAGACCCGUCUUCGGCCAAGAAGCUUCAGUCGGCAGCUUCUCCUGGUAGUAGAGUAGAGAGCCGCAGCCAUGUGACGAGGGGAGAUCCUGACGAAGAACAAGAUGAAGAGCCGAACAGAAUCGAGCCGUUGCUAGAAGACACGGCUUCGACAUCGGAUGCAAGGGACGAAGAGCUAGGACCGCUGCCACCCGAUGCAAAGUUGAGGCGGCAGGGUGAGUUCCCGUAUGCAGAUCGCGUCGCCGACAAAGACCGGCCACAGCAGCCAGCCGUUUUCGACCAUCGCGGCAAGGAAAUGGAACGAGACCCGAAGACGGGGAGAUUGCUAAAGCUCUACGACCCAGACACGGGAGAGCUAGCAAGGUUGUUCGACGAACACGGUCGCGAGCUUGUCGUAGUCGACGUCGCGCGCGGUAAGCAAAGCACGCUGCAACAUCAUGAUAUGGAAAAUGUUGUUGUUGGCGGCGGACAGGUACACUCAUCAAUCGACUCCAAUAGAGGCACGUCGAGUACCAGCUCGUCAGCAAGAAGAACUGAAGGCAGAAUGCUGGACAGCCAAAAGCGCAGUGAGCAAGUUCGCGCGGACGCGACAAGCGUCGACUCUUCCGCUGAGUCCUCGUCAAGUACAAGCUCUCAACGACCUGGAGACCACCACACACGAACUGUGAGCGCCAAAGCGCUGCAGGACGGGCGGUUACAAGAAGGAGGCUCGUCGUCAUCAACUGCCAUGCAGCGUCGUCAUCUACCGCAAUCUUCGUCGAAAGACGAGAAGCAAUUUGUUACUUCUUACAGUUUCGAACCAGGACGUGAAGAUCUCGACGCACAGAAUGUUGAGAUAACCUGGAUUGAAGCCACUUCUACUAAAACGGAAGGCCCUAAUCCUAGAGGUGGCCCAUCGAAUGUUGAAGCUGAAGACACUCGCGCCCUAGAGGGAAGAGGUAGCACGACCACGACGAGUAAGGGAGGUGAACACCGGCGUUUGCUGGGAGAGCCGCAGGAAGAUGUCGGUUCGCCGGAAGAAGAAGAGUUUUCUCCAGGCACACGAUCAAGAACGCUAGGUGGAGAGGUGGUUGAGGUUGCAGAGAAUGAAGAUCGUGCGUCGUCAUCUGUUUUGGCCGAAUCUCGUGCAGCACCGGAAUUAAAGCAAGGAAGUCGACCGUUGCCGUCGGCCUUUCGAGGAGCAGGUCCAUAUGCUGAAGAUAGUCCACGACCGGGCAAAAAAAACUAUGAUAGUGCCCUUUAUCGCAGCACCUUUCACAAAGAUCUGCCCGAAGACCUGGCAGUGCGGCAAUUGCAACCUGGAAUCUUUGUCAUGGAUCGAGCGAGCGCAUUUUCGAAAGAGGCCUCGCUCGUGCAAAAACUUUUAGAAUACUCGCUUUCAGGUGGAACGCAGCAUGGGCUGUUCUCUACAUCGCCACUGGGAGAAGCGGCGUCCUUGGGUCUUUCAGGAGCUGUACUGUCGUCCGCACAGCAUCCCCCAGCAGAAGUCUCGAGCGUUGAAAGCGUGACGGUUUUCAGCACCACGCCAGCGGGUGUCUGGUCCCAAGUGAGUACCACGACAGUGGUUCACCGUGACGGGUCGCGCGAACAUAGCGAAAGUCAAUCCUUGAUGAGUCCCUUGUCUGAACCGCGCUCGCAGCCGCCAGCAAAAGACAAAGCCGACAAAGCUCAGACAACAAUGGCUUCUGCAAACGGGAAACAAAAACCUGAGGAUACUGGCAAAGAAAAAGCGUCUGCGGAAGACAAAUGCUUCUACCAGAACACAGUCUGCAGAGAGUGCAAUGGCCGGGAUGAUUGUCUAGAGCGGAAUCAGCUUAAUUUGCUCGACUACGGGGACGUUGACGAGGAUGGGGGAGGACUCUCUUCUUCAGCUUCCUCGUCAGCCUCUUCUUCCAAGCAGCCGCCCCGUUCCAGCGACGCUGAAACCCCCUCUGCCGCAGCGGCACCCACCACUGUAGAAACGAGCAGACGAAAGCUUGUGCUGGUGAGAAAGUUGCAGGAAAGAGACGAAGCUCGACGUCGAUCGCAAGAGGAGGUGCCCUGGCCUCACGAUUCAUCUGCAGACUCCGCGAGUGGAGGCCCAUCGCCCUCCUCGAUAGGUGCGAGAGAUGUUGUCAGUGUGCCAGAAGAGCAUCGCAAGGAGGGCGACAUAUCCUUCAACCACGAAGUGAUGGCAGAACUCUCUGCUCGCCGCAGAGCAGCGGAGAGAGGUGGGUCAGCGAUGGCACAUGUCGGGGCGACCACAGAUACUUCUAUGCGUAGACACCCGAAGAGCCUGGUUUCAGCAGCAGUAGAGCAGCUGAGAUCCUGGCAGAGCAUAGGUGAAGAGUUGGCUGCGUCCUACAUGAAGCGAGAGGGGACUGACGAGCAAUUCAAUGCAAGCUUAGAAGCGGAACGCGUGAGGCGGCGACAGCGGCGACGGGAGGAGGCGCUCGCCUUUGCGAAGUCGAGACUGCUAGGGAUCAACAAGCAACGCUUUUUGAGAACUAGAGAUCCUAGCCUUGUCUCGGACCAGCAGGCCUCAAGGGGGCAGCAGCGGAGAACAGCGAGAGUAAAGCAGCGGACGGGAGUAGACUAUGUAGAGGAUUUAGACAAUAUGGAUCCACCAGAGCUUCGAUAUCGGCAACUGAUGGAGCGCGAGCUUGCCAGUCUUCAAAAACCGAGCCAGAGUCCUACACCGGAAGUCUACAGCAAGCUUUCAAAGCGUUUACGGGCACAGGUAGCGGAGGAAGUCGCGUCAGGCGUAUUGCCGUCAAAGCUAGAUCAUCAAAGUCGUGCGAGCACGGUGAUGCGGAAGAGCACGUCGUCCUGCGACAAGAUGUCUAGUUGGGAAGACGAAGAUGAUGCGAUGCUGGGCGAGGCACUAGAUAGUAGCAGGAGCUACUCGACGUCCUCGACCAAAAAUAGCAGACCGCUCAAGGUCUCGGCGUUGUCUGCUUCCUCCCCCAGGCAUCGCCGGUUAGAACGGAAACUCAAGGCGGAGCGGCGCCAGCGUUUGCCGGCGCCUGGGUCGCUGCGUCAGCUGCAGGACGACGCAUCGCUGAUUGCGUGGAAGACGACGAUGGGAUUCACAGACGAAUGCAUCGGGUCCACCGGUAACUCAACGUUGAGGGAACUUGAGGAAAUAGCGCCGGGUCCAGGUGGGAGGAAACGAGGCGUGAUCGCGCAGCUAGAGCGGCAGAUGGAGCGGGAUCGAAGGAGGCACCUACGAAGACUAGAUGGGCAGUACGUGGCACGGCGCUUGUUGGGUAGUCCCACGAAUUUCGGUAAAGAAUCUGACUUCGAGGUGUUACGCAGUGUGGUCGAGCCCGCGCCGCUGACCUUAAAAGACCCGGCGAAGUUGCUGGCGCGACAGCGCGAGCUGCAGACUUACCUGAAGAGCACCUUCACCGGUCAAACGGACCAGUGUCUCUGCUACCACGAGAAUACCAUUUUCAAACCUGUAUUGGACCUGUUCCCCGUUAUGCUGCCCGACUUCCGGGAGUGCCUCACGAAGCAUUUCGCUAUGGGCGAUGCCUGGGAGAGCGUCUGCACGCUGGACGACGCAUGUAAAUACGCCAGCCGCAUCGCUGCGGAGAUGCAACUAGUGGAUGAGCCGCGGGAAGACUGCAACUGCGAGCUGUGCACGUGGGGCGAGGCUUGGCACGCGCCGGGACAGUCGUCUGCGAGCUGCCCCAACAACCACGCCGAGCUGUGGCGCGAGAUAUGCCAGCCGUGCAAGAAAAAGAGCAGCGUUGACAUUGCGGCAAUGAGCGACGCGGAUGUGCCGAAGCGGGACCGCUUCGAAAAAAUCGGCGAGAAGGGCGAAUGCACCGACAAGAGCCUGCGUUACGUGCGUGGCCGCGGUGGCGUGGCCGAGUCGCACACAGCGUGCCGAGACAUGUGCUGGCAAGCAGUGGGCCUCGACUGCUUAGGCUACUCCUACUACCACUGCUCGAAGCGGUGUAUCAUUCACUUGCGACUUGAGGGCAUGAACAAACUUUCGCGGUGGACCAAAGUGAAAGGCGAGGGCGACAUUAUCCACGGCACGGACGGUGCCUGCGGCAGCGAGUGCUACCGCGUCACCUACGGACAGUGCCCGCCGGGUCAGAUCGCAAGCGGCGGAGUCGACGUUACGUGGGAGUCGACAAUGGUCUACGGCCAGAGCGAGGUCUUCAAAUGUCCGAGUCCUUACACCGGGCAGGUGACCAUCACCUGCGGCGGAGCUAACAGUCAGACGGUCGAAGGCAUGUGCCUUGAGCCCUGUCCGAGUGGUUCGCUGGUACUUCAACAUCAUAUCACGCAGUAGCAGCUCAUCAUCAUUUUGUGAUUUUGUUUUUCAUUUUGCUCUCGCUUUUCUUUGCUCGCAAGUGCCGUUGAUUUUCCAGAAUCGAGAGCUGCUUCCUUUUAUGUAUUGUGGGUUUCUGCCUUGCCAAAGUGAAUGUUUUCUACCAUUUCCAACGUUUUCUGUCGUUCUCGAGUCGAGUUGGCUUACUGCGAUGAUCCUACAAUGAAUGUGUCUCAAAUUAUUGGAAAUACACUCUCUAGUAUUCAAUAAGCAGAAAGUAGCUGUUCGCUUGUUUUUCAUUGCAAAUAUUCCUAAGGAACUCCGCGACUAUCAAGGAGCCAAUUAGGUAGUUAGUUUCGAAUCCGAUAUUGGUAUUCAUCUUUCAUCUAUGCAACAGCAAUGGCAACAGUAACUAAACCACACACAAUAGGGAUCUCACUAGUGUUUCUUAUCUUCACGAACAGAUCUACCGGCCGGGGCUGAGUCCGAUCCCAUAUCCUGUGACGCCCAUCGCAACACGUAGAAGGCUUCCCUGUCCAUUCGAUCCUACGAAUCCGUCUUCGAAUAUUGAGUUGCUGUGUCAGUCAGACCGAUCUAUUUUGAUCGUUUCGCCCAAUUGCGGCGCGAGCUGCGCUCCCGGUAUGUACACGCUAAGCAUCGGUGGCGGCAUCAUUCCCUACGAUUUCAUGACGCAUCGGCAGCGCUUGGACUAUUUCCAGUGUCCCUUUGGCUACGUCGGCGUGCUCGACCUCAUCUGCAUCGAUGGCGUGGUCACGGAACAGCGAACGCCAGGGACCGGCUGCUUUCUGCACUGCUCAGCGGUGCAUGCUAUGGAUGUACCGCGUGCGGAGGGGAAAAACAGCACGUCGCUGGACGUCCAGCUGCGCGCAGAAUUCAAUCUGACGCAGCCCCAGUGGAUCGGCAAUCCCUCCCGUCUGUAUCAGAACGAGACCUUGCAACUCAGUUCGAUGAGUUCGCAGUUCCUGGAAGGCAUUUUUUUCAAACACGGCACACUCCUCGAUGCCCCUUGUAAGCCCUCGCCGCUUACUUACGGCAUUAUCCGAGUCAGCUGCAACAACGGGAUCAUCGAAGCGCAAGAUGAGGAUUGCAAGUACAUAUUUGUUGAGACAUUGCGUGGGGAAUCGCGUGCUUAUUUUUGAUAUUUUUGCUGUCUAACCAUUUCAGCCAAUGACGUUUUUUGGUAUCUCUACCCCCGCAAAACAUAUUUCUGCCGUCUAUUCUGGUCGACUAUUACUAGAGGGCACGCCUCAGAGGCGCAGACGUGGAUCCUCACCAUGAGCGCCAUUCGUAAAGUAUCUCUCGCGCAAGCCACUGCGAUCUUGUGGACAACGGCUUCGUAAUUGCUGAGGCUGGCAACAGAGCCGGCAACCAAGAGGGGGCGCUGUGGUCAGUGGUAGGACGGCUCGCCCGUUUUUGCGCCACCCUUUUGCCUUUUUCUCGGGACUUCCCUGCCUUAUAUCGCCAUUUUUCGCACCAUCUUCCGAAAGGAAGAGCCUUCUUCUCAAAGUGGGCCGUUUGCUUUUCGAAGAAAAGCGUCGUCUUCCCGACAAGAAGCGCACAUAAAGACAUCGAACUGCUCGUUCGCCGAGGACUCAUAUUGAGUUCGACGUUUACACAUGAUUAUACGAAAUGGAGCUUCCUGCGUCGAAAAGGGCUUUUUUUUUAUCUUCUACCCCCGUAACAGAUAUUUUCGUACUCGUUUCUUGUGUGCCCAUCUUUUCGAUGCUGUUGUUGGUUGGACCUCCUUCGGGAGUCAUCCGUUAAAAUUGGAACGAUACAGAGAAGAUUAGCAUGGCCCCUGCGCAAGGAUGACACGCAUAAAUCGAGAAGUGUAAACAAUUUUUUUCAAUAUUUUCCUUUUCGCGCAGCACAUUACCGGGUUCCAGGGUAUCUUCAGCGUAGUUCACAAGUGCGCCUCUCAUUCUGGCGGUAGCUUCCCGUUCAAGCCGCAGCAUCCCCUUCAUGUCGUAUCCUUCCCUUUUUCGGCCGAUUCGGCCUGUUUUACGAGGUAGCAUCGUCCUCAGUGACAACAUAGCCUGGUUUGUACGGACGUCUUCUCGAUUCUAGGCCGCUUGUUUCACCCAUUUUUUCAGACAGUCCAAUUCACCGUGCUCUCUCAGCUUUUCAAGGUCCGUUGAGCAUGCCUUGCAAGGCUGAUUUAGGGGCCUUUUCGAUCUUUUCAAGGCUAACUGCGCCUGCAGCUUUCCCUGCUGCAGACCUCGAACGCCAGCCUAGAAUGUGCCUACCCGUACCACGCACCAUAAAAUCUUGGCACCAUUUCCCAUUUGUCCGCCAAAUUGCUUUCCCAGGUACAACUGCCCAGCCGGAGAAAUUGAGGCUGCUGAGGGUGGACACAGUCUGAAGAUGUACCAUUCUUAUCUGCCCGAUUGGCACUCGGUUGAGGUCGUUUGUCCUCCUGCGCAGUGGACCGGCACCGUGCAAUUGAGCUGCCGCAACGGGGUUCUGUCUCGACGGGAAGGGGGCGUCUGCAUGCGACACUGCAACGUGGAUUUUCUCGUGAGCAACGGCCUCAACAUCUUCAUCGGGAAGCAGCUGAAGCACAACAGCACAACUGCGGUCGACUGCGUGGACGGCGGGAACCCCAACUUCGCGGGUAAGCUCAAAGUGCACUGCAACAACGGCGCCGUUGCUGUGGAGGGCCGCUGCGGGAAGUUUUGUGGACCCACGAUGAUUGUCUCGAACGACGCGAUGGUGCUCACCUUCCGGCAGGACCACGACGAAACGCGCGGGUAUCCCUGCCCCAGUCCGUGGACCGGAACGCUGUCCCUGCUGUGCGACGACAAGAACCUGAUUACACUUGCCAGUUGCGGACAGCGGUGCGACGCUAGCACGAUUCUGGUCCGAGGCGUGACGAACAUGCCCUUCCCGACCGUGAACGACGUCGCGAUGGGUAUGCAGGGCAUCGACCACGGCGACGUGUAUGAAGCCGGUUGUCCCGCUGCAACGGAUGCUUUGUCUUAUACGGGAAACCUCUUCCUGCAGUGCGACAACGGUGUCACCAGCGUGCGUUCGGGUCAUUGCUACUUCAACUGCAAUAAGAUGGUGGUCAACUCGGGAGGGUUCCCGCAGUCGAUCGAGUACAUGGCCCACAACACUACGGGACCAAUCACCUGCGCAGCUGGCUUGGACACUGGAUACCUCAUCCUGAAGUGUUUCGACCAAGAACUGGAAAUUCUAGAGGGAAGUUGCACCAAUUCUCCAUGUAGUGCUGGAGUAGUAUCCGUCGCUGCAACACGAUUCCUGCCACUCCCGCACCCGCUCAUCUUUCACUUGAGUACUUACUAAUCACUCCCGCACCCGCUCAUCUUUCACUUGAGUACUUACUAAUCACUCCCGCACCCGCUCAUCUUUCACUUGAGUACUUACUAAUCACUCCCGCACCCGCCAUCUUUCACUUGAGUACUUACUAAUCACUCCCGCACCCGCUAUCUUUCACUUGAGUACUUACCAAGGUCACCUGAAGUGUCAACAUGUAUUAUGAAAUUAGUACCUAAGUGACAUACUCUUUUGUUUGAGAAAGUGUAAAGGUUUUGGUCUUCUUCGGUUUCAAAUCAUUAUGAACUUAGUCUUUUGUCAAGACAAAUUUAGUAACUAAUGCAUGGAUGCACAAUCAUUUUGCUCGUUGUACUUGGCAUCGCAUUCGCAUCUUUGAUGUAGAACUUCGGCUUUGAUGGUAUCAACAGCUCCUUCGAAGGAAGUCAUUAUCUAUUCUGGUCUAGACUCUGUCAGUCUCUAGCUCUACCACUACUUGUACUACUUCUUGUGAAAAGAACUGAAUGAUUACCUUCGCGUAUUUCUAGUCUUACCAAAAAGUUUGAAUUUUUGAGAUCUGAAUGAUCAACAUCAGGUUCAACCACCCUCGCGUGUCCGGAACCGCUGACUGGUAUGCUGACGCUUGCCUGCAAUACGCAAGUUAUUUCUGUGCCUUUCAGUGAUUGCGGGGAUCGGUGUCAGAUCAAUGGUACCAUUCUUCCGAACAUCAUCAACAACCUUGGUUUGCCGAUUUAUGGGGGAAUCCGCGUUGCCACGCCGUUGAUGGACCACAGCACGCGGCAAACGGUUGCUUGCCCUGGCCAAACGAAGGGAAUGAUCACCUUCGAGUGCCAAGACGGCACCCCGAAGCAGGUGGACGGCGGCUGCAACAAUCCUUGUCAGCCCUCGCAGUUCACGACGCCAACCGGCGCGAUUGUGCAGAUGUUGUACAUGGAACACAAUGAGACCAGGUACGGCAUGGAAUGUCCCAUCGGAACGACGCGAGGAGGAACCAUCGACGUCACGUGUCUUAACGGAACGCAUCACCGAACAGGUGGCGUCUGUCUCACGGAUUGCCCUGCUCGCGAAUUCACAAGCAACACAGUCAUGCUGAGACACCCGAGCAUUGCGUACUUUUGAUUGGUUAAGAGAUAAGCAGUAAAAGGAUCGGUUGAAGUAAGUAAAUGAAUACGUGGAUCUCCCCUUGAUCGAAUAACAACUUCAUCUUGACAACAUCUUGAAGAAGAUAUUAAUAUAUUUGAUGGCCCCAUCAUGCUUAAUUGAUUCAUCUUGCCGAUGGUAGAGAAAGACCAUCUAAGACGCAAUGACGAUGAAUUGGCUCAAAGAAAGUAUCAGAAUGGCACUUAAUCUUAAUUGUUCUUCUUGGUUUUUUCUCGCGUUGGUAGCCUUAAAUCACUGGUUCUUGUUCUUGUUGUCAAACUUUUUUUGAAAUUUAUCCAAUAAAUUUCCAAUUUCGGACACCUUCAGGCACGGCCAGUCGUAUCAGGCGCAGUGUUCCUCGUGGAAUAACGACUACACGGGUUUGAUCACGAUCGCCUGCUUCCAGGGCAAAGUGAACGAGACGGGACGUUGCAAUCGUCACUGCCCGCCCGGCGCCGUGGUGUCGAAUGGGGCGACCGUUCCGCACGAGCAAAUCGAUCAUGGUGUAGCGGUGAACCUGACUUGUGCUCUCGCAAACGUCGGAACGAUUGAUUUUGCGCACACACUGCAGCUCAGUUGCUCGGACGGCAAAGUUCUGAUUGACGCGGCCUAUCAGAAUGACAAGAAAAAUCUCACAGGAACCUGCAUGCGAAAUUGCUUGGGUACAUCAAUCCACUUGCUCGAUGUCUUAAUGAUCUAAGAUUUCUCUCUAGUUUGAUUUUUUUUGGCUUUGGUUUAUUACUUACCUGAAGAUUAUAUAUAGAUAUCUACUAACCUUUUUCUAAAAACUUUUUUGCUGAGGAUUAUACAUUUUGCUCCUUUCUACUUGCUCAGCUAAAAACAAAUCAACGAUCGAAUUCGAAAUCAUCCAAGUACUAUUGUUCCCUUCAAAAUGAAAAUCUAAAAACUGUGACGCUGCACCACGCAGGUCCGACCAAGCUUUUCGGGACGUCGUUUAAUCAUCAGAAGAUUAUUGAGGGGACGAUGGUCCAGGUCCAAUGUCCGGGUCCCGGUCUGCUGAUGCUUCAGUGCAUCGACGGCAUCGCGAGUCCGUUUGAAAGUAAGUGCUUUCAGACGUGCCCGCCAUCGACUUUGUCGACCUUGAAGAUGAAGGGAGUGCAACGGAUUGAAACUGGUAUAAUACAGGAGAUAGUGAUAGCACUGCUGCAGGAAUUUAAAGCCAUCGGAGAUUAGAUGAUUCGCGUGUUGAUUUUGGAAGUUGGUGAGAGCAAUGUAGUCGUGGUUAUGCUACAAUGGAAUUUCUGCUCAUCCUUCUACAGUUGUCACUGCCACUUGGGAUGUUUCUAUUACGCACGAUGUCGUGUAUCCCGCCCCAUGCGACCCGACGAUAGCGACGGGCUACGCUGAAAUCCAAUGUAUGGACGGUGUGGCCCGUGUACAGGCGAGCUUCUGCAAAUUGAAGUGCGACGCGGGUGACAUCAUUCAAGAAGAUCCAGAGGACCUAUACAAAUUCGAUAUUCGGCUUUCACACGGCGAUCUCGUCGAUGCCGAAACAGAAGUGGUGCAAUGUCCAUCGCACUUGGCGGGACGCGCUACUGUGCAGUGCGAUGACUCGAUUGUCAAGAUCGUAGCAGGUGCAAAAAAAUACUUAUCAGAAGUUUGAAGACGAGUUUGUUGUAAAUUGCUAUUGCUUACUAGUAUACAUCAAGAAGCUUUCAUUACUAAUUGCAGUAUACAACUUCACUGAUCUGAAUCUUAUGUAAUUAACCUCCUCCCAUAACAGGCUUCUGGUUCCCCAUUAUUUUCUCUUAGGGGUGCGCUGCAAAUCUUGACUGGCUUUCACCUUUUGGUGAAGGUUUAGGUCCAGCGGCGCUCAAAGCACUAAGUAAAACAACCGGUUAGUUUUCACCUCCACAAUUCUAGGCUUAUCCCGUGCAACGAUAUACAAGCUUAAAUUUCAUUCUAGAUGUAGCUUAUCUCAUUUCCAGCACUGUUUCCUCCGCUUCAAAGCUCAUUACUAAUACCCUGUGCUGUCCUGCUGCUAUAAUAUCGGUAUCGCAUUUGCACAUUUAGAUUAUGUUUAUUGAUUCUGAUUGAUUGCGAUUCAGUCUUCACAACGUUCUUUCGACAUCGACGAGAUCAAGAAUAAGAGAUUGCUACAACGAGUAGUGAAUAUUCGUCGCUCCCGCGCAUAACACAACGUAGGUAGAUCGUAAACUGAUUUUGCGGACGAAGAUCAUCUUCAGCUUCAGAUGCUAGCUUCAAUCACGAUGAAAUAAGAUAAUUGUAAACUCUCUGUCGUUGUACUUGAUAGUUUACCAGCUUGCAAAUACUAAUAAAUAGAAAUACCUUGUUCCUUGUUCAUUGUAAACACUCGGUACAUUCCAACUCAGGUUCUUGUGGCACGUCGAAUUGUAUGCCUUCGGAACUUUUAAGUGGUGAAAAUUUAAUGAUUUCGUAUCCGCAAAUGAAUCACGCCGAAACGUACGAGACUGAUUGUGGUGCCGGUUUCAUCGGGAGAAUUCGCUUUCGUUGCGAGGAAGGCGUCGCAACCCGGGAGUGGAUUCGAAUGAACUACCUCAAUCAGAUGAGCAAUACGGUACCAAAGAGAAAUACCAUGACUACCUCGUGCUAAAUAUUAUGUGAAUGAAUGAAAAAACAGUUCUAACUCAACUAUACAACUAGAUUAUACAUAAAUACAUACUUUUUACUAUAAAGGAGCUUUGAAAGGUUUUUAACAUUUUCACUCUAAAUACAGGAAUGUACACCUAGCAAUAUACAAAAAGAAGCAAGCUGCUGGCGCCGCAUCACACCAAUGGAAGAAAGUCACGAGUGCAUAGUUCAAAAAAAUCCCAAGAUUGUCAUCUACAACUACAACAGGUCGAAACCGUUGAGUUGUGCGAGUGCUGUCUGACCAACGGGGUCUCCGCAUUGACAGUUGGCGAUGGGACAAUGGAAUUAGGAUCAGGAAACGAUCAGUUAGUGGGGUGGAUCUCUGCGGGAGGCCUCUUCAUGAUCGUCAUUCUCGCCGUCUUGCACUACAACAGUUUCUGGAGUCGACAUGUUACACCGCGAAUCCGCGACUCCCAAAUUAUGCGCUAUCUGCGUGCCAGGAGUGCCGCAAAAUGUACUACCAUAGAUAAUUACAUGUCCUUGCUUGAUUGUUCUUUUCAUUGCCUUUGCAGCGAUUUAUUCUAUCAUCUGAUUCAGUUUCUGCAGUAUCUGGCUAGACUCGUAAGAGUCGUCGUAGUAGGUGAAGAUUUCGAGGAAGCUUUCUUCUGAAAAAUUAGCCACCUGGAGUUCAUUUUGUAGGAACACGUCGAAAAAAAAAACUUAUCAUAAGUACUAAGGAUAUUGUCCUCUUCAUCCAGUUUCACUGUCAGAGACCUCAUUCUCACCACCGACGUGGAACAUGAUCAUGACAAAUCAAUAUGGAAAUCGAGAUCUUCAUCUUAUUUCCUCCCUUCUCAUCAGUUAAUUUAUCCAAUUUACUUUUCCCUUAUCUCCUUAACUCAUCAGCCGCUGCCACUCGGUCGGCAUUGCAGGCUAAGCUAGCUUCGUCACAGAAUAAGGGUAUCAGUCGUGCGCUGGAAAAUGUGCAAGAUGACGAAGAGGAAGAGAGCAGUGGAACAGGCACUUCGAUUGCGCCUCUCGAGGUGGAGGAUGCCGCGAAGGGAAUCGAAGAUGCUGGCUACGAAAGCAAGGUUUCACCGCAAAUCGAGGACGGGGAAGUAGUCUAAAAACGGUUAGGGUUUCUGGUGGUCAUCUCCGAGGAGCAGUUGUCUAAAAAAAUUGAGGAUGAAAAAGCGGGGUGGAUAUUUCGGAGAUAGAAACGUCUCCUAGAUGAAGCAGUCUAACAAAAUUGAGGACGGAGAAGAAGUCUAAAACAACUAGUAAAGCGCGGAUGCGAUACUAGGAUAGCAGCAGUCGGCUCACCUACGAGGAGAUGAGCGCUCACGACUGUAGCGGGCCGCCUUAUAGUAAAGUUCUUUUUUUAUGUAUAACGAGAAGCAACAAUAAUUUUUACUAAUAGGUGGACAAAGUUUAUGCCGGAUGUUUUUUCGGAAGGGAAGACUCUACUAAAAUGUGUAGUAGAGCGUCCUGCUGCUGCUUCUGCACUCUGGCGAAAGGCCUGUUGAAACUACAGUAUAACGAAGUGCGCGAUUAUGUGAGGUUCAGGUGCAGUAUGUGUAUGAUCUAGUAUGGAAUACUCGUCUCUAAGAUGACUAAGUUUAGUCAUAACAAUGACACACACAGACAUGCCUUACAAUUUUUCUGAUGUUACCUGCCUGCUUUGCAAAGCGUCUGUGGAAAGAGUACCUCUAAUUUAGUCUACAUACGCAGAAGAUGAAAGAACAGCCGCUUGGGCUGGUCCUCUUGCUGAAAACCUUGAUAAACGAUUAAAUUGCUCUUGUUUAUAGUGAACUGUUUUUCUGUGGUGACUGUUGUAAUGUACUUCUUUGACAUAAUUUCUUGUUCCUGAAGAUCUCGCUUUUUGUCUAAAUUCAUUCGUGGGCUGGUAUAUUACAUUCAUUGGGCGGCUACUCAAAUACAGAACUUGGAACGAAGACUAACUAAUCCAUCAUAAAGAAACAAGAAUAAGAGUAACAAGAAAUAAGAGAGUACGUUGGCAGCUUGUCAAAUAAGGUUAAAGGUCGAAUUUGUCACGUCGGUUCUUGCUUCAACAACCGCCCGAGAAGACUCUUCGAGAAUUCAUCGAUUCAUUAUUCACUUCUAGAGCGGCUACUCUAUACCCCCUUGGUAGUUUCGCUCAGCUCGUUGCUCAUUUCCCACUAAGAGAGAUGCUGAUACACGAUACACCCUUAUUUGAGUGAAAGAUGACUACUUCGAAACAGGACCAAGAAAGUUGCUCUCUCUUCUACAUUCCCGUGACCUAUCCUUUUUUUGUGCAGCAUGGUUCUCGGGAUAUUCGGAUCAAUGGGGCUCCUGAGCCGGUUUCUAAUUCUAGUAUCUGUGUAUAGAUACAACACUCACACUCCAACGUCUACAUACUCUUCAGAAUUUACGACAGGAAAUUUUAGAACAAUUUUCGAAAAGCUAUUGUGGGUCAUGAUCGACCCGAAGAUACGC